This is a messenger RNA of Ectocarpus siliculosus, 1992 nucleotides long. The record is from the annotation of a GenBank genome assembly. Lineage: Eukaryota; Phaeophyceae; Ectocarpales; Ectocarpaceae.
AUGUGGCGGCGCGGUUUGGUCCACCCGAGAGACGCCGAGGCGUGGAAAACCGCCUUCAUCGACAUUGAGGGUGGUGGCCAAGGACAGCUUGUUGUUUCGGCGGCAGAUGAUACCUGGCGAGUGAUCCUCUGCUGGGCAUCAGCUGGCAGGAGGAUCGAAGUCGAUCCCCGAGGCAUCCCGUUCUCUCUCGUGGACCUUCAGGGUUCGCCUGUACAAAACAAGAACGCUCUUGACGGCGGGAACUACUUCCGCAACCUGUAUUCGAUCCUGCUGGAGCGAGACAUCGGGGAAGAAGAGUUCGACACAUGGGUUUCGGGGGAUACCAAACCACCUCCACUGACGUUACGCCAUCUCCACAAAUGGCUCAAUACGAACAAGGCUAACGUCGUUGUGUGGUCACACAGGGGCACUGGCGCCGAUGUUGCUGGGCCAUCUGACGAGAAAACGAAUCUCCGACCGCCCACAUUGCACGUUGGGGUUCGUGAGGGACACGUUUACCGGCUGGUGCUCGUGGGGCCUUGGAGGGAGCGGUUUGGAUCACCUAUAGACGUGACCAUCGAAAACGGCAUUCGAACCCACCGUAGAUUCCGUCGAAUUGCCGAGACGACCGAAGAGGAAGAGGAACCGGAUAGGACUGGUUGUGGAACCAAGACAUUCUCGUGUGUCGCUGACAUUGUGAGUGACAUCCUGGCCAACAAUCAAACAGAGGAGGAAGACCACCACCAAGAGAUGGCGCAGAAAAAGCGGAAGCGUGAAAAAGCAUCAGAGCCUACGACGUGGUACGCACCGCCGGGAACGGCUCUUGACGAACUGAUGCUCCACCUGCACCUCGUUGGAGUCUCUUGCAGCGGUAGGCUUUCCAACUACAGCCACUGGGACUCCCUGUCGUUACCGGCACACGGUAUAACCAUCCGAACCUGGUGCAGUGCGAGCAUGGGCGGGCUCGACCCUGAUGAGUUCGAGCCCGACCAGGCGACAAGAUUGAUCGAGCUGCAUAAUGCGCUGGGUCUAAAGUUCUACCGUGGUGUUUUGGAUUUUCGAGUGUCGAGCCAGUACAGCCAGUCUCUUCUCGCCCUCCUUGAGGUAUGCUGGCGAGGGCCUAUCGUCGGGGCGGAGGACGUGUCCGGGAGUUCAUACGGGAGGGAAGACUGGCAGUGUGACAUCAACGGGGCACACACGGCGGCUCUGAUGAACAUGGAGACGGUGCCCGUUUUCGGCCACAUGGACGAAGUGGAGGAGUUCGAUGGACACGAUAUUGAGGAUUGGACCCUGUACAUUAUAGAAUUGGAUGCACUCGACGAGCCAGACGUUUUCCUGAACGCGGAUGUGACGCCAGUCUUCGGUCGAAACUAUAAGCGAUACCUCGACCUCAUCGACACCGCGCCUCGUCAUAGAGUCACCCACUUCGUGCGGCCCUCUAGGACCGUCGGCAGGUGCCACAUUCCCACCCUGGUGAGAGACCUGCUCGAGCAUGAGCUGGCUGAUUCACUCCUCGAGGAUGCCGACUGUGCACGCAAGUUCAAGAAAGGGAUAUUCGUGCGAGCCAGCGGCAUGUUGCAGCAGAGAUACGCAAACAGGAUAGAUGCCGUCAUGGUCACGAGCUGUGACGAGGCUUCGGCUGUGGGUGGAAAAGUCGUCCCUGUCCUGUGCGAGGUCGAUCGCGCGAAGGCCGAGCUUCGGACGGGACAAGGGGAGUUUGGAAUCGAGGCACUUCGCACCGGUGAUGCAUACCUUUGUUUCGACGCAGAACGGACUUGGUAUAGAGAUGGCUUCUGGGCGUUAGGUGCGCUCAUUCUCGACGAAACGCGAUUGCGAGUGUUGGAGGCGAGGAACGCUCUCGAAUCGUGCGGCGCGUCCGACUUUAGUUACCAGUGUGACGCAGUCUUCUUCAGGGGACCUUGCUCGGUUCGGGAGGAGAUGAGACUCUGCUUCGGCCAUUUGUUUAGCGGCGACAAAAAAACUCCGGCACUCUCAAGUUCGAACCAGCCUUAA